Molecule: messenger RNA, 8870 nt
Organism: Amoebophrya sp. A120
Lineage: Eukaryota; Dinophyceae; Syndiniales; Amoebophryaceae
Source: the annotation of a GenBank genome assembly
UAUUAGUUCACAUGCGUAGAAGGAGCACGCAGUGGAAAGUUUUGGAAGGUUCUAUGGUAACGCAACUGCCGUGAGGGGAAAAAAUCGAGAGAAGCAAAGAUCUAAACAUGAGGAUUCUAGAUCAGCAUUUGCAAGACCAGCUUUGGUCCUCCUACCAACGCUCCACCUCGUCAUCUUCCUCGUCCUCGCGCCCAUCUCGCAUGACAAACGGCCACGCCGGGCCGAAAACCUCCUUCACCGACCAGCAGGACUUCGGUACUGCCCAACCCGCCGGUUUCUCCGAAAUCAACGAACAGGCGCAACUCGAUUUCUGGAAUGGGGACGCCAAGCAAUUUGAAAAAGACGGGCUGCGUGCACAACUGUACGAGAACAACAAUGGGACGACUGGCUCAACGAAGAAAAAGGGGAUAUUUGACAACAUCACGGGCAAUUUCAACGAGUCAAAAUCUACUACAACUGGCGAUAAUUACACAACCAACAACCAAAAGAUGAAGGAUUACUUCGCCGGGUCGAAAUCCAACGGUUUUUUCUCUUCCGGGAAAGCAGGGGCUUAUAAGCCGAAUAUCAAAUGCAAAAAUGUCUGGGUCUGGAAGAAUGCAACUUGUGAUGCUGAGUUUGGAUUUCCAAAAAAUCUGUAUUGCAUGAGCAGCAAUAAAGAGAGCGUAAUGCUUGCUACGCGGAGAGGGCCUUUGUCAUGCGGAAUAGGCAUCAAGAAGCCCUCAAGAAAUCUGUGACGCUAGAGGGUAUGCAUCACAGACAUCAUGGCUCAUGCAAAAUGUGCAUGACAAGUCUCAGAAUCUUCAACAGCCAGACCUUUUUGCACUUGAUACGGAAAAUCCAGGAACAAACGGGUCCGGAUGUACUGGUAAAGGGAACGGAGAUAGGAACGAGAACAGAAGGGGGGUUGCAGUUCACGUACAAAAACAACGACGCCUUGAUGGAUUUUCUCACUUCCUCCCCCGCGGAUUUGGCAACAGAUUCUGUGAAAGAUCUUCAGAAAUUCUUUCUCGAUUUCGAAAACCAAGUGAACCAGAACAUGAACCGGGACAAAAUUUACCGGAAUAAAAUCGACAUCGGGAAGAUGGUGGGCGGCACUCUGAUGGACCAAACCUCCGGGUUGACCCACAAAAACCCUCGGCAGGCGAUGAUGAAGAUGGUGACGGAUCUAGGGCCGGACGUGAUUAAGAAAACGAAGACAACGAUGCGGUUUUACAAGGACUUCGGGUUUAUCAACUGCAAAAAUGUCUGGGUCUGGAAGGUCACAACUUGUGAUGCUGUCUGCGGAUUCUAAAAAAAUUUGUAGUGCAUGACCAGCAAUAGGGGUCGGGUUUGUCCUAAGGGGAGAGGGCAUUUCUGAUGCGGUAGAGGUAUCGCAAAGCCUUCUAAGUUUCUGUGUUGCUACGGCAUGUAUCUCGGACAUCGUGGCUCAUGGAAAAUAUGCAUGACAAAUCUAGAAAUCUUCCAGACCCAGACAUUUUUGCAGUUGAUAGGGUUGUACGCGGUGCAAAAAGUGGGAGAGGUCAUCAACAUGAUGUCGCCGGUCACGGUCACCACCGAACCAGCGCCGAACGACGACCAAGUCGCGGAGACGGACGUAAUGGGGGAAAAAGCGCUGGAUGAGGAGGAGCUGAACGGGGUGAAGGUCCCGCCGGCGCCGGACGAAGUGCAGGCUUUGGAUUAUUACAAGGAAAAAUCUUCCCUUUCCAAUAUACUGAAACGGAAAUUUGUGUAGCAUGAUUUGUGAGCACAACUCGCGUUGUCAUGCUAGAAGGGAAGAGAUGCAAGAUUGUAGUUCUGGCUGACGUAGUAAAGCCUUGCGUCUUCAGCAUAACAGGAAGCAACUGGAAUUGGGAACAGCAUGACAAAUUGCCUGCAAACGAGGGAGCAACUGCGUCCAUUGGUCUUUUAGCAAUACAAAUCGACUUGUUUACUCAAAUACAGCAGCAGAAAUGUCGUUUUCGGUAUGGGGGGGGGAUCUUUCCUCACAAUAUGGAUGAGAACGGCAAGCCCUACACGAUGAAGAUCCCGAGUCCGCUAGACAACGACAGUCAAGUGAAGGUGGAGUUGAAGGGCGGCUUCAAAGACAUCGCAGACGCUCUUUCUGGUCCGAUGAAGAGAAUCAAAGAAGAGUUGUAUCCUGUGUAAAAACGUUUCCACGCCAGAGUUGCAAUGCAAAUCUGCACACCAAAAAAGUUUCUCAUGUGGAUCCCCAUGAGAUGAAGUAUUUUCGAUUCGUGUUGUGGAAUUUGUGAUGCUAGAAUCAGCUCGAUGUGCUAGAUCUGUGUUGCUGCUGAACUAGCUAAACAGGAUCGCAAUUAUCUGAGGGCAAAAUUGUCAUGCGAAACAACCAAGGCUGGUGGAUUUUUCUAGCAGACUUCCCAUCUUUACUAUUAAUUGGGUGGGGACGUUUUUACACAGGAUAAGUUGCGAUCCAUGAAAGAAACCGCGGCGGACGGGUUGAAAUACCUGUUAGGAGCUAUCAAAAAGAAACAUCCCCCCUCCCCAUAUCGAAAACGAAACUUGUGAUUUGCUGUAUUUGAGUACACAAAUCGACUUGUAUUGCUAGAAGGCCAUCAAGAGACGCAGUAGCGGCCUUGAUUGCAGGCGAUCUGUCAUGCUGUUUACCACUUCCAGCUGCCUCCUGUCAUGCUGAAGAUGCAAGGCCUUCCUGCGCCACCCAGCACUACAGUCCGCCUCUUUUGACUUCUAGCAUGACAAAGGUGAUUUGUGGCCACAAAUCCGCAUCACAGAUAUUUCCGUUUUCAUAUUAUGGGGAGAAGGGGUUUUCUUUUUGAUAGGAGCGGCGAAAGGGUGGAUGAUCCAGCCGGGCGCGCUGGCGGCCUGGCCCGCGUACUUCAUGCUGUCUGCCUAUCGGGCGUAUGCGAAGCCGCGGACCCGGAUGGCGGCCAGUUGGAAGUUAUCAAAUGCAAAUAUAUCUGGGUCUGGAAGGGUGCAAGGUUUGUCAUGCGCAUUUUGCAUGACUCCUGACGUCUGUGAUGCAUGCCCUAGCAUCACAGAUUUUGUGAGCGCUUCCUGAUGUCUAUACCGCAUGAGAAAUACCCUCUCGCUGUGGCAAAAACUGGGCCUCUUUAUCUGUUCACGCAAUACAGAUUUUUGUAGUAUCACCAGUCGUUUUGUAUGUCGAGUCAUUCAAGAGGUGCCACGCGAACAAAUAGGCAUGAAUUUAGCAUCUCCGGCUGGUAGAGCAAUCGGCUACCGAGGUACGUCAGGGGGCGUAGCUACAUCAAUCAAUCAAUCCAAAUGCAGCAUCACAAUUUGCAUUCUUCCAGACCCAGACAUAUUUGCAAUGCAUAGAAGUUGGGUGCGAAGAUCAUGGUGGAUUUCAUGACGCCGUCCAUCCGGCAAACGGAUUUGUUUGACAUCAAAAAGUGGAACUGCAAAAAGUUUGGGGCGAUGGGGAAGGUGGAGAAAGCGGGGAAUCAACUCGAAAAUCUGGCGAGGAGCGCGGUACUUAAGGGUUGGGUUGAUUUGUGAUCAUUUGGUUUACAGCAAGGAUAACGAAGCAUUGUUCUGAAUCUGAAGUUGUCAGUGCUCUUCACGACACCGAAUAAAUCUGAAUUGCUUUUCACAUCAUUGGAGAUUUUGAGGAAUUAGAAAUAGCAUGUGCACUGUGGCUCGAGGUCCCACCUUAGUUCUAGUUCUUUUUGGUCUUAUGUGCUGAACAGGGGAGAGUCUGCAAGUGCAGCUUGGCUUGCAUCUGCUUUUUUCUGCGGGCAAAUUUUGGACGAAAACGAGAGUCCCCCCGGCCCGCAGCCACAAAACGGGAAAAAAUACCUGUAAAGGCGAAGAGGUCCUCACUACUCAAAUUCCGACUCCCGCCGUGGCAGCAAAAGCAGCCUUCUGUGGUUGCUUCUUUUUGCUGCUGUUUUAUCCACUACACGAAAAUGGCCAUAGCGUGGGCCCGCGGCUCUCUUUUGGGUUUUUGGGACGUUCUAGCUCUUUUGGGUCUUGAGUGCUGAACAGGAGCGGAGUCUGCAAGUGCAGCUUGGCUUGCGUCUGCUUUUUUCUGAAAGCAAAUUUUGGACGAAGACGAGAGUUCCCGCGGCCCGCGGCCACAAAAUGGGAAGAAAUGUCCGUAAAGGCAGUUUCGCCACUACCCAAUAAACUCCGACUCCCGCCCUGGCAGCAAAAGUAGCCUUCUGUGGUUGCUUCUUCUGCUGCUGUUUUAUCCACUACACGAAAAUGAUCAUAGCGUGGGCCCGCGGCUCUGUUUCGGGUUUUUGGGACGUUCUAGUUCUUUUGGGUCUUGAGCGCUGAACAGGAGCGGAGUCUGCAAGUGCAGCUUGGCUUGCGUCUGCUUUUUUCUGGACGCGAAUUUCGGACGAAAACGAGACUCCGCUCGGCCCGCAGCCACAAAACGGGAAAAAAAUGCCGUAAAGGCGGUUUUGCCACUACUCAAAUUCCGACUCCCGCCCUGGCAGCAAAAGAAGCCUUUCGCGGUUGCUUCUUUUUGCUGCUGCUUUAUCCACUACAAAAAAAUGAGCGUAGCGUGGGCCCGCGGCUCUGUUUCGGGUUUUUUGGACGUUCUAGUUCUUUUGGGUCUUGAGUGCUGAACAGGAGCGGAAUCUUCAAGUGCAGCUUGGCUUGCAUCUGCUUUUUUCUGGACGCGAAUUUUGGACGAAAACGAGACUCCGCUCGGCCCGCAGCCACAAAACGGGAAAAAAAUCCGUAAAGGCGGUUUUGCCACUACUCAAAUUCCGACUCCCGCCCUGGCAGCAAAAGAAGCCUUCUGUGGUUGCUUCUUUCUGCUGCUGUUUUAUCCACUACACGAAAAUGAGCAUAGCGUGGGCCCGCGGCUCUGUUUCGGGUUUUUGGGACGUUCUAGUUCUUUUGGGUCUUGGGUGCUGAACAGGAACGGAGUCUUCAAGUGCAGCUUGGCUUGCGUCUGCUUUUUUCUGGACGCGAAUUUUGGACGAAAACGAGACUCCGCUCGGCCCGCAGCCACAAAACGGGAAAAAAAUUCCCCAAAGGCGGUUUUGCCACUACUCAAAUUCCGACUCCCGCCCUGGCAGCAAAAGAAGCGUUCUGCGGUUGCUUCUUUUUGCUGCUGUUUUACCCCGGGCCACCCCUGGGCCACCCCUUGGGACGGCUUUGGCCUGUCGUACGACAAAUCGGGUUCGUCGUACGACAGAACCUGUCUUGGUUUUUUUCGAACCCCACGAGACCAGAAUCGAGUCGUGGCUGCAGCUUUUUGUUGUUGAGGACGUGUUUUGCGUCUGCAAAAUUCGUCAUCAACAACAAAAAAUAAUCUGUCUUGCCAUUUCUGGCAGAUUGGCAUGACAAAUUUCUUUCCCCGAGCUGUUGCUGCCUGUCUCUUGACGGGUUCGGCUUGUCGUACGACAAAUCGGAUUUGUCGUACGACAGAACCUGUCUUGUCGUACGACAAGUCUUCUGCCCUACCCGGCAGGCCAGAAACAGCUCCGGAAUGCAGCUUUUUGUUGUUGAGGACGUGCUUUGCGUCUGCAAAAUUCGUCAUCAACAACAAAAAGUAAUCUGUCUUGUCAUUUCUGGCAGAUUGGCAUGACAAAUUUCUUUCCCCGAGCUGUUGCUGCCUGUCUCUUGACGGCUUCGGCUUGUCGUACGACAAAUCGGAUUUGUCGCACGACAAGUCUUCUGCCCUACCCGGCAGGCCAGAAACAGCUCCGGAAUGCAGCUUUUUGUUGUUGAGGACGUGUUUUGCGUCUGCAAAAUUGCGCGUGCCUGGACGCGCAAAAAUCUGGUGCCACCCCGGUGCCACCCCGGUGCGGGGAAGGGUGUCAUGUCCGUGUGUUGGGAACUGAUACUCUGGCCGCCCCCCCCCUCAGCCCCCCCCAAGUGGCGCAUUGCUUGCGCGCGCUCAAUGAUGGGGCGGCAGAAUGUGUUUGCUAAACGCUGUAUCAGCAAAAGGAGGGCAGCGACUCUGCGCGCUUUUUGCAGCGGUCAGACUUCGUUCGGAAUCAGCGCUAGAUUGAUACUCAUUUCAAAAACUGCUCUCAUCAACAACAGCUCGGCCAGUCUAUCUCGGCGGAGAAGGGCACGAUGACACCGAAGGGCAUCUUAGCCUUUCACCCCUCCAUCACUUUUCGCAACCCGCAAAACCUCGUCCACGUGCACCUACAAGAGUCCAACGCUUUUUAUGCACAAAGCAAAGUAUCGUACUGGAACCACGACUUCAAAUUAUCGCAUGACAAAGUCCCGCAGCAUGAAAAACGAAAUUUGCAAUGCUGAUUUGACAGCUCAGGACAGAGAUAAUUUUUUGCCACGCGUGAAGAUUUCCAUCAGUGGUAGUGCGAUUCUGUUUUUGCAUUGUCCAUACCCUAGAUCCAGCAACCAACAACCCGGAUCCGUGCAAGAUCUACUGGGACGCGCUGUACGACUUGAAGGGGGAAAAAGUGCUGAAAUCCGACCAAGUUGCGAUCGGCGGCGAGUGGCCCUGGUUUUUUCACGUCUGCAAGGAGAAACUGGCCACUCCAAAAAGGUUCACGCAGCUAGUAACUUACCUCAACCCGUCCGAGCAGGAAAACCUAUCGGUCGGAUUGGACGAACAAGGUUAUUUGAACAACAACCGGAAUCCGAUGCAGCAUAUGAAAUGCAAAAGUGUCUGGGUCUGGAAGAAUGCAAGAUUUGUGAUGCAGGUUUUCCAUGACGAUGACCCAUGAGGUCUGGAAUGCGAGACCCAGCAUGACAGGUUCUUGGAGGUCUCUAUCAUGCCUUUCCUGCAUGAGAAACUCCCUCUCAACUUGGUCAAAAGCGGACAGCUUUAUUUGGUACUCACGCAACACAGAUUUUUGCAUCAUUCAGAUUUAGCAUGACAAGUUCUAAUCUUCCAGACCCAGACACUUUUGCAUUUGAUACAGCAGAAGCUGCAGGACGUGGUUUGCGACGGCCAGCAGUGCUUCAUCGACGGCGAUUUGCAUCCGAUACGGGAUAUGCAUUGCAGAGAUGUCUGGGUCUGGAUGAAUGGAAGGUUUGUCAUGCAGGUGUUACAUGACCCAUGGGGUCUGGAAUGCAGCACCUAGCAUGGCAAAUUCUGUGAGAUCUUUAUCAUGCCUAUCGCUAUCCUGCAUGAGAAACCCCCUCUCAACUUGGUAAAAAAGGACGGCUGUUGGUAAUCAUGCAACACAGAUUUUUUUGCAUGAUUCAGACUUAGCAUGACAAGUUGCCAUCUUCCAGACCCAGACAUAUUUGCACCCGAUACGGGAGGAACCGGUGGCGGAUUUGAAGUGCCCCGGGGCGGAGGAUCCCGGGCCCCACGCGUUAGCCGCGGCGGAGAAGUUAUCAAAUGCAAAAAUGUCUGGGUCUGGAAGAAUGCAAGAUUUGUCAUGCUCGGCUAGCAUGACUCUUAACCUCAAGUCUGUCAUGCACGUACCCAAGAGCCUCGCUUUUCUGUCAUGCGGAAACGCAGUUUGUCAUGCAGAAUAGAAUACACCGAUCACCUCAGAAACUUGUCAUGCUGGAACGGCAAUUGCGGUAUCCUAAUCAUCCGGCAAACAGCAUCACAAGUUUCCAGACCCAGACAUAUUUGCAAUGCAUAGAAGUGCUACUUUAACAACCCGAAGUACGCCUGCAAGGAGGGAAAACAGUUCAAACGGUUCUACGUUGACCUGAAAAACCUGGACGCGGGAGACCGGGCGGAGGCGCACGAUUUGGAGGAUCUGGAGGCAAAAAAGGAGGAGAAACAGGACUCCGAAUUAGGCGGGGAUUCGCAGGCGGCGGAGUUGAUGACGGUCAGGAGCUACGAUGCGGGGGAGUGCAAGUUGAAGUCGGUGAUUUACGACGAGGAAAACGUCUACUACAUAUGACAGUGCACAACUCCCCCUCCCCCUCAUUUGUCAUGCAAAACUCCGAAUCCAGUCGCUACCUCAUGGGACUGCUUGCAUGACAACUUCCGGAAGCCGAAACAGCACUACAUUGGGCAUACAAAUUUGUCAUGCAUUGGCUCCGCGUGUGGUUGUGUGUGUAUUGCUAUUCAUGCAAUACAAAUGAGGAGGAGGUGCUGGGGUUGUGCACUCUCAUACUACGGGUGGUGCAACAAGAAGUCGUUGGAGAAGAAGGCGAAAACGUUCACGUUAUGCAUUGCAAAUGUGUGUAGUCUGGUACGGGACUUGUCAUGCUAGUCUGGCAUGACUCUGAACUCUGCCUUGCGUGGCCACGAAAUAAAGGCUCACGUGUCUGUCAUGCAAAAGCAUAGCUUCUGACUCUGUUUCUGAUGCGAAACAGACUAACACAAAGCCAUACCAAAAAUCUGUCAUGCUUGACGGCGCAUUGCAGUGUGCUUCUUUGUUGCUUGUUAUGUAAUGCGUCACAACUUUCUGGGCCCAGACAUAUUUGCAUUGCAUACACGUUGCGCAUCACCAACGGCGCGGAGGAGAACCUGAUCGGGUCGGCGCAGGCGACGCUGUACGACCGGGGAACGUUAGGAAAUUCGUUUCAAUUCGCGUUGAAUGAAAGCGCGGGGAGGACAAAGUUUUUGUAGAAGGAUGCGGUGCAAGCAGGAGGAAUAAAAUCAUGUUUGAAGCGUUUUUUGUAAGAUUGAUGAUGAGUAGUUGCAAGUGCAGUCAAAAAGAAAAACUGAUUUUUUUCGGAUACUACUUGCGUUUGUAGACAGAGUGCUUGUUUCCGUAGCUGAACAAACUUUGGGAGAAAAGACCUAGCAGUUCUUUUUCACGUACAGCUGCAGCUGUGGAAAUCUAAAAUGCAGCGAGCCUUACCGUUUAAUGGCCGCUUGUUGUUAUUCGCUUUCGCCGUGCGGAGUUUUCUCUGAUGCGAAUGGCGAGCUGUCGUGUGUUCUCACUUUGAGGGCGUGCAGAAUGCUAGAACUAGCGAGCGAAAAGUGCGGGGCCGCAAUUCUGUUCAUAAUCCACCGCCCC